Messenger RNA from Drepanopeziza brunnea f. sp. 'multigermtubi' MB_m1, 465 nucleotides. The record is from RefSeq and is a predicted model, not a curated record. Lineage: Eukaryota; Fungi; Ascomycota; Leotiomycetes; Helotiales; Drepanopezizaceae.
AUGCCGAACUCGUCGAGAAAACCUUUACGACCUUUCCAUUCGUUAGUUAAGAAGUUAGGUGUUGAAGUUGAGAAGUUGAAGUUAAGUAUUAAGGUUAAGAAGUUAAGUGUUGAAGUUAAAGUUAAGAAGUUAAGUGUUAAGGUUAAGAAGUUGAAGUUGAGUGUUAAGGUUGAGGUUAAGAAGUUAGGUAUUGAAGUUGAGGUUGAGAAGUUGAAUAAAAAUAAAUGCUGCACAGAAAGAAUUAACGUACUUAAGGCUGCUAUACGUAACUUACCUGCUACACGUAACCCACGUAAGGCUGCUAUACGUAACCUACGUAAAGCUGCUACACUUAACGUACUUAAGGCUGCUACACGUAACUUACGUAAGGCUGCCACACCUAAGGUACUUAAGGCUGCUAUACGUAACCUACGUAAGGCUGCCAUACGUAACUUUACGGGCUAUAUAGCUUUACGAAUAACUUAA